ACCCCACUCUUUCAUCAGGGAGAAAAGAUCCAGCCACAGCAACUGUUCCGCUCUCCGAGAUCUCAGCUCCCCCAUCCCCCCCCCUGCUCCUCCGGCAAUGCCUCCAUGGGCGGCCACCCCGGUGCUGCCCCUCCUCCUGCUGCUGCUCCUCGUGCAGGGGAGAGGAGGCCACGGCGCCAUCACCGUAGCCAGCCUGGAGAUGGACAUGGACAUGGACAUGGGGGUGGAGGCGCAGAUGGGCUCGGAGGAGGCUGCAGCGCACGGGCGGCUGCUGUGGGCGACCGGCGGCGGGCGGAGGUACAUCAGCUACGACGCGCUGCGGGGGGACGCCGUGCCCUGCUCCCGGCCCGGCGUGCCCUACUACAACUGCCGCGUCAGCACCACCGCCAACCCCUACUCCCGCGGCUGCGAGUCCAUCACCCGCUGCCGCGACGACGACCCUUCCUAGGUAACUACAGCAGUAAUUGAUUCUCAAAAAGCUGCUGGAUCCAGAAGGCGGCCACUGCUCAUUUUGUGUGUGUUUUGCUUGCUGGGUGGAGUAUUUUGCUGGAUCAUAUUAUCAAUAAUAUAAUGUGUCCGUGUAUGUACUGCCUAGUACGAGUAUGUAACUAAGAUCCGAUUCCAACUCCCAAGAUAUUAUCAAACGGAGGAACCUGGAUUAUAUAUUUAUAUGGAGUGUUAUAUUAUAGGAA
Molecule: messenger RNA, 692 nt
Organism: Aegilops tauschii subsp. strangulata
Lineage: Eukaryota; Viridiplantae; Streptophyta; Magnoliopsida; Poales; Poaceae
Product: rapid alkalinization factor 23-like
Biological process (GO): calcium-mediated signaling
Cellular component (GO): plasmodesma
Source: RefSeq, a predicted model, not a curated record